This is a messenger RNA of Drosophila novamexicana, 1422 nucleotides long. RefSeq lists its product as uncharacterized. Gene Ontology annotation, molecular function: zinc ion binding; ubiquitin-protein transferase activity. Gene Ontology annotation, biological process: protein ubiquitination. The record is from RefSeq and is a predicted model, not a curated record. NCBI's taxonomy places the organism in Eukaryota, Metazoa, Arthropoda, Insecta, Diptera, Drosophilidae. Bases 242 to 1141 code for a protein of 299 amino acids. The transcript has 4 exons.
UCAGGUGGAGAGCUGUGAAACAUAACCGAAACGAAUCUCAGCCGUGCUGUGAAAGUCUAACGUUAAGUUUUGUGUAAAAUGUCCAAACAAAAUUACGUGUGAAAUUCGUACAUCAAAAUUUAGUUCGUUACGCGCACACAAAGUCUAUACAUAACCACCAAACCCACCACACCAAGCGCAACUCCCCACAUCCUCAGCCUGGAUUACUGCAGAACGCGGUCUGUUGCGCAUUGAAGCAGGCAUGGCACAGCAGCAGGAGCAGCAACAGUCGCAGCAGCAGCAGCAGCAGCAGCAGUCGUCGCAGCAGCAGCAGCAGCUAUCGGAGGCGACCGCCUUGCGGCUGCUCAACAGCGUUGUGGCUGGCGCUGUCACGCCCCAAAUAUUGGCAACGCCCCACCACGUCCAGAUGCAGAAUCCAAGCGAGGCGGCCGGCACGUGUGGCAUAGCUGGGGGCAGCAACGGUGGCGGCGGCAGCGGCAGCGGCAGCGACAGCGGCGGCGGCAGCGGCAGCGACGGUUGUGUUGAUGCCACACAGCUGGGACUCGUAUUGCCAAUAUCCGGGCCGGGUCAGGCAAUGCAGGAGAGCGUCCACUCGGCCAAUGAGUUUGGCAAUUCGUGCCGCAUUUGUCGCUGGAAUCGCAGCGACAUGGAGAUCAUCAACUGUCCCUGCAAGUGCAAGGGCAGCGUGGGCUAUAUACAUCUGAAGUGCCUGAAGCGUUGGAUAAUGCACAGACGGGACAAUCGCUGCGAGAUCUGCAAUGCCACGUUCAACAUAACCGCGGAUCGGGCGAGCGUCAAGCAAAUGGUGCGCGCCUUCUGCUGCGGCCGCUGCUGCGGCAUGAUCGUGAAGCAUGUGCUGUUCAGUGCAUCGCUAAUGCCGCUCGCCCAUGUCAUACUGCAGCAGGUGCUGCAUUGCAUGGAUAAUCUAAAUCAGGGCAGCACCGAACAGCUAACGGUACAGGAGGUAUUUGUCGCCUCCUGUGCUCUGCUGACGUCCAGUGCCCUAUUCUUUCAUUUCUUUGAAUUUGUGACGACACGCUUCCUGCUCAUACGGAAUAUACUGCGACAUUGGUGGAUGUUUGGCAGCACCAAUGAUUUUGGCCUGGUGGAGGUUGAAGACGAUUCCUUUGACCUGUUUUAGGGUUAACAAAAAUAAACCACAAAAUGAAGAAGAAGAAGUAGAAGCGAGAAGAGAAGCAAGAAGAAUACAAUAACAGGCGAAAAGUAAAUCAAGGCAGGCAGCUUCUCUCUUUUGGAUGAAUUUAUCAAAUAGUAUAAUCAAAAUUGUGAAGCUUAUCAAUAAAACAAAGACUCACAGAACGGCAUUCGGUUGAAAACCAUGUGACGUUGCACUGCACUGCAAAUCGAUACGAGUGACAGGCACAGCAGCGUUACGUAUGCAGCAGCAGCCACUGAUUCAAU